Molecule: messenger RNA, 996 nt
Organism: Prunus armeniaca (apricot)
Lineage: Eukaryota; Viridiplantae; Streptophyta; Magnoliopsida; Rosales; Rosaceae
Source: the annotation of a GenBank genome assembly
AUGCGAGCUCUCCAGAAGAAUGGCACAUGGGAACUCGUGCCAUUAUUGAAAGAUAUCAAGCUAGAUUGGUGGCGAAGGGCAAAUCUCGAUUGGCCAUUACAUCAGUUUGAUGUAAAAAAUGUUUUCUUACAUGGAGACUUGGAAGAAGAAGUAUAUAUGGACUUGCCACCAGGAUGUAACUUAGCUCGUGACAAGGAGAAUCAAGUUUGCAAGCUCAGAAAGUCAUUGUAUGGGUUAAAGCAAUCCCCCAGGACAUGGUUUGGCAGAUUCACUAAAUCUAUGAAGAAUUUUGGAUAUAUACAGAGUAAUGCAUAUCACACUUUGUUCUUGAAGUGUGAUGGAAGAAGACUUACAUCAUUGAUUGUUUAUGUGGAUGACAUAGUCGUAACUGAAAACGACACAGGAGAGCAACUGAAACUGCAGAAGUAUUUGUCUCAGGAAUUUGAGAUGAAGGAUUUAGGUGAUCUGAAGUACUUUCUAGGAAUUGAAGUAGCCUGGUCCACAACUGGUAUAUUUAUGUCUCAAAGGAAGUAUGUAUUAGAUAUGCUCACUGAAACAGGAAUGCUUGGAUGCAAACCUGUUGAUACACCUAUCGAGAUGAAUCACAAGUUAUGUGAAGACAUGGAUCAAGAACCAACCAAUAAGGAACAGUACCAACGCCUUGUUGGAAGGUUGAUAUAUUUAGCUCACACAAGACUAGAUAUUGCAUAUGUUGUGAGUGUGGUUAGUCAGUUUAUGCAUUCACCCAGUGUAUCCCAUAGGAAUGCAGUUGAUCGGAUCUUAAGAUACUUAAAGUCAGCACCUGGGAAAGGGUUAACGUUCUCCAAAAAUAGAGGUCUUGAAGUUGUUGGAUAUACAGAUGUUGAUUGGGCUGACUCCGUUACUGACAGACGCUCUACUUCAGGUUACUUCACUUUUGUGGGAGGUAACCUAGUCACUUGGCGGAGUAAGAAACAAAAUGUGGUUUCUCGAUAUAGUGUUGAAGCAGAGUAUUGA